CUCCUCCAUCCCUUACAAGCAAAAACCCUAGCUAGCUGAAAUAGAAAACACGGUUCUCGCUCGCCUCUUCCUAUUUUCUCUUCGCAUACAAGAAGAAAUCUGAAAAUCAGUGAUGUUGAAGGUUAAAACCCCGAAGUACGGAAGAGUCAAGCGAGAGCUUGAAAAACGAGAACCAAAACUUGUUGAGUUGGCGAAGAAGACACUGAUACUACAAGGAACAAAAACAAGCAAUGUUUUGAAUACUGUAUUGAGUGAAAUAUAUCAUCUCAAGAGAGAUAACGCAAUUCGAUAUACGCGUAAGAAUGACAGUAUAAGGCCUUUUGAGUCCGGUGGCGAAACUUCUUUGGAGUUCUUUUCUAUGAAAACCGAUUGCAGUAUCUUUGUGUAUGGUUCCACUUCAAAGAAACGUCCUGACAAUCUUGUCAUAGGGCGAACAUAUGACCACCACAUAUAUGAUCUUAUAGAAGUUGGGGUUGAAAAUUUUAAACGAAUGGAUUCCUUCACUUAUGAUAAGAAACUAGCUCCGCAAGCAGGAUCAAAACCUUUCAUUGUUUUUAGUGGAGAAGCAUUUGAGAGUGUAGAUGAGUUGAAACAUCUGAAGGAGGUUUUGCUUGAGCUCUUAAGGGGAGAGGUUGUGGAUAAUUUGAAUCUUGCUGGGUUGGGCCGUGUUUAUGUAUGUACAGCUAUAUCUUCAAAUCGGGUGUUCCUCACUCACUGUGCAAUGCGGCUAAAAAAGUCUGGCACAAUAGUCCCAAGGAUAGAACUGGUAGAAAUUGGCCCUUCCAUGGAUUUUGUAGUUCGUCGUCAUCGUCUUCCUAAUGAAAGCUUAAAGAAAGAAGCCAUGAAAUCUGCUAAAGAUAAGCUUCAUAAGAAGAUUAAAAAUGUUAGUAAAGAUGCUCUACAAGGGAAGCUUGGAAAGAUUUAUGUACCUGAUCAAAAGGUUGGAGAGAUGGCGCUACCUAACAAAGCUAAAGGAGUGAAGAGAGAGCGCCGUGAAGCUAAAAUGAAGAACUCAAAUAAUGAGCGCGCAUCAAAAAAGCAGAAAGAAGAUUCUUAGAUAAAUACUUCGACUCCCAGGCUGCUGCUGUAUUUAACUUUAUGUUACGUGAAGAGAGUGUCGCCAAGAUGGAAGAACUAAAAUAUUGAACCUGAGUUUCUUAGAUAAUUAUUUCGACUCCAAGCUGCCGCAUUUAACUUUAUGUUUUUUCUUUGUUGGGGAAGGAGAGGGUAACUGCAUUCUGAUCUAGUAGAAAUCAAAUGCGGCAGAUAGAAGGAGCAAAUAUAUUCUCUCUUACUAUUUCCAUAUAGACUUGUAUGCUUAUGAGAUUUUGGGUAUUUUCCGCAGCAAAUUAUAUUGCUUUCAGUUGCAGAUGUCAAAA
Populus nigra (black poplar) is the source of this 1379-nucleotide messenger RNA. Its product is annotated as ribosome production factor 2 homolog. Gene Ontology annotation, cellular component: nucleolus. Gene Ontology annotation, molecular function: rRNA binding. The coding region runs from base 113 to 1057 and encodes 314 amino acids. Gene Ontology annotation, biological process: maturation of LSU-rRNA from tricistronic rRNA transcript (SSU-rRNA, 5.8S rRNA, LSU-rRNA); ribosomal large subunit assembly. The record is from RefSeq and is a predicted model, not a curated record. The transcript has 6 exons. NCBI's taxonomy places the organism in Eukaryota, Viridiplantae, Streptophyta, Magnoliopsida, Malpighiales, Salicaceae.